Euleptes europaea (tarantolino) is the source of this 690-nucleotide messenger RNA. It is a transcript of the gene NAT9, whose product is annotated as N-acetyltransferase 9 (putative). Gene Ontology annotation, molecular function: N-acetyltransferase activity. Gene Ontology annotation, biological process: protein acetylation. The coding region runs from base 33 to 662 and encodes 209 amino acids. NCBI's taxonomy places the organism in Eukaryota, Metazoa, Chordata, Lepidosauria, Squamata, Sphaerodactylidae. The record is from RefSeq and is a predicted model, not a curated record. The transcript is spliced from 6 exons.
CUAAUCUAUAUUGUUGUUUCAGGCUUGUGGCUAUGAGGAUUAACCAAAAUACUGUUCUGCAGGGGAAGAGAGUGACUUUGGUACCAUACACCUCUGCUCAUGUACCAAGAUACCAUGAGUGGAUGAAAUCGGAAGAACUCCAGCGUCUGACUGCAUCUGAGCCACUAAGCCUUGAACAGGAAUAUAAGAUGCAGUGCAGCUGGCGAGAGGAUACAGACAAAUGCACAUUUAUAAUACUUGAUUCAGAGAAGUGGUCCAGGCAGGCAGCCACAGAGGAAGACUCUAUGGUGGGAGAUGUGAAUUUGUUCCUCACGGAUGCUGAAGAUCCAACACUGGGAGAGAUUGAAGUCAUGAUUGCAGAGGCCAGCUACCGUGGCAGAGGUUUUGGUAAGGAAGCCACUCAGAUCAUGAUGUCCUAUGGAAUGACACGGCUGGGACUCACUACCUUUGAGGCUAAAAUAGGAUUAGAAAACGAAGCCAGUAUCGGCAUGUUCAAAAAGCUUCAUUUUAAGGAGGUGGGAGUAAACAGUGUCUUCCAAGAAGUGACUCUGAGACUGAGGGUGGACGAACAAGAGAGAGGAUGGUUGCUCGAGCAAACCAGCCAUGUGGACGAAAAAAAUUACAAUGUCAUGAAGCUACAGAAUCAGGCUUAUAAUAGCUGACAGCAUUUCUGAGUGCGCGGGCUUCCUA